UCGCCCCUGUGUACAAAGGAGUUCUGUCCGUGUCGGAGUGUAGCUCUGUUGUUGUGAUGGCAAACAUCUUGUCUGCCGUUGCAAGGUUUUUGAUACUUUUGUGUCGUGUUACGCCACAAUGGUUGGGUGCCUCGAGCAAUAACCUCAACACUCUCCCGGUGCUUGGGGUCGACCCCCCUAGACCCCUCCCCGCCGCCGCAUACGACCUCCAGACCGCGCUCGAGUCGGUGCAGCACUUCGCCACGCAGACGUUAGCGGGAGUGGUCCAAGCAGCAGCGGUAAGAGGCUCGGACCUCUACGACAACGACUACGACUCGCUCUCGGGUGCUAGGUCACCCCGUCACCUGGCGGGCGGUGGCAGGGCGGGUAAAGGCUCUGGUGCGAAGGAAGCCAGGGACGGGGGGGUGGCGGCGGGUCUGGUGGAGGGGUGGGAGGCGGCUUGGCCUCCGCGGGAGUUGACGGCGGCGCUCGGGCUGGUGACGGCGAGGCAGAUGGCCCACGCCAUGCGCUGCGACGCGGAGCCCUUGAUUCAGAUCUGGAUGCGCUGCUUUACCCCCGUCGACGCGAAACACCGGACCAAGCUCUGGGGCGGGCUCGCCCCUGCUCCCUCCGUCAACGACCCGUUCCUCGAGGCGGGGAGGUGGCACCGGCAGCUCGUUUGCGGCCUCCUCACUCUCUACGCUCAGGUGCACAUGAGCUGGCCCUUCCUCGCACGGCCGAAAGACGACCCCGAUGCUGUAGGCCUCCGGUCCCUCCGACUAGAAACUACCUGGUUCGGAACUCAAGAGGAUGUCGGCGCCGGGGGCGCCGGCGGCGCCGGUGGCGGUGGUAUAGCCGUGCCCGGCAACGCUGCUGCGGAAGAAGAGUCUCCGAUCGGAGCGGGAUCGCCGGCGGGUAGCGUUGGAGACUGGGACGAGGCGGGUGGAGGCGCUGGCGGCAGAGGGCCGUUGCAGUGGGACGAGGAGAAGGCCGUUGGGUUUAUCCAGGAUUACGGUGCUUACCUCGAAGCUGAUGCGGUGGCAGCGGCCGCGUCCUGCCGGGAGAUGGAAUGGGCGUUGGAUGAGGUGCUCCGCCUGGCUGAGCAGUGCGAAGACUACAAGUCCAAAGAGAGGGUUCUGCACCAGCUCCUCCGGGGUCCGCGCACGCCAAGCGUGACUACCGUCUCGGGGAGGAGCUCCCCCAGGGUGUGGCACCAACGCGCCGGCAUGUUGGGCACCACACCGGCGCGCAGCCCAGCCAACAGCAUCAGCACCACGGGGACUCGAACCCCGGGCAACUGGACGCCGACCAUCAUGAGCCCCAGCCGCGCGGGCUUCCCAUCGUACCAGCUGCCGAUCGAGGCGAUGUCCGCUGCCGGUGGUGCUGGUGGUAGCGGGUGGAAGGACGGAGACGGGUUCGGUGGCACCUUAGAUGCGGCGCUAUCGUCCGGUCCGAUGGAAGAGGAUGCGGUUCGCAAGGCGCUGGGGCUGCUAGUGCCUCCCGCGGACCCCGCCGGUAACGUCGUCGAAGACGAAAACCACCGCCGCCACGCCAACGAGGAGCACGGACAAGGCGUUGGGUUCUCGGGGCACGAGGCUGGCGGGAGCGGGCGGUUGUUGGGCCAGACGACGAGCCAGGCUCCGGGCGGGGCACCGCUGUGUCUGCUCCUGAACAACCUGGGGGAGCUGUUCCGGUGGGACGUGGCGGCGGCGGCGGAGAUGUGUGCGGACGCGUUUCCCGGCGUGCGGCCCUGGAAUGUCCACCAUGCCUUGCAUCGAGACCAAGACAAGCCCUGGACUACCUCCGAGCCUGUAACCCCGGUUGAGGGGGGCAGCGCUAGAUACCAAACCCACGCCCCGCCCGCAGGGGCAGGGGUAGCACGGGGUGACGGUGACGGCGGCACUCGGACUGACGCCGCCUUCCACGCUUACCUGUGGGCAGUCCUAAGGAAGCACCCCGGGGAGUGCCGAGGAGACUGGAAAGUGAUCCAGAGAUGCUUGCAGCUAUCUCUCCGGCUGUCCACAAAGCUACGCUCCCUGCCCUCCGAUCACCCUCUACACAACUUCUGUAAGGUGGCCACCCGAAACCUUAAGCGCCGCCAACGCGCCGAUGACCCAGCAACUCGCGAAGCCGGAGUCCGACACCCGGAGGGGGGGUUCUCAACAGAUGGGAGAGGACAGUUUCACAACAGCCGCAGGUGGCGAGCUGGUGGAGGCAGCGGCGGCGGUAGCGGCAUGCGUACGCCAACCGGAGACCUCCGGUUGGGGGUGGAAGAUAGCGGCGAAACUGAUGACGGUUCGGCGUGGCGGCGCUACUCGGACGUCGUCGAGGAGGUGGUGUCACAGUGGUGCAAACACGGGGACGCGUUCGGCCUGGAUCCGUUGUGGCUUUUGCCGAAGCUGAGAGCGCACAAGAAUUGGCCUGUCGCCUUCCGGAUCUGCGGCGCCAUUACUUGCUCUUGGGAAGAACAAGAAGAAGAAGGACACCAAAUGAACACCGGGGUGAUAUCCCACUGCUACGCCACCGCUGCCGCCGACGGCCUCGAAGAAGGGCACGACUACGGCAGCCUCGGUUCCACCCUACCGGUCUUCGACACCCUUGCGGACGCGUGUUUCGCGACCUUCAACGACGGGGACACGGAGACCUUGGCCGCCGCCCUCGGCGCCACUUGGGCCGCUGACGGGGCCCUCCGCAGAGUUUCCCUUCGAGCGAGGCCGCCGUCGCUUCGAGGGGAUGAUGGCGGGAGGUUAUCCCCUCGUCAACAGGCUGUAGCCUCUUCUCUUUCUGGCGGGAAGAUUCAAGCUUCGGGCCAGACUGGUGCCUACAGCAACGUGACCGCCGCCGCCGGCGGCGGCCCAGAGCUGGGGCACCAAUCCCUAACCGGAAUGCAAGGCAGCAGCAGCGCCGGCGUCGGUGCUUCCGCAGAAGAAGAGAGCCACGAGUCGAGUGGCGGCGGCGGGUGGGUGGAAGAGUCGAGGAUGGUGGACGUCGUUCGAGGCCUGGCGCGGCGGUGCAGCGGGCAGCCGGUCGGAGCGGACGACGCGGGGGGGUCCAACAACGAUGGGGGCGACGCGGAUGGGCGGGGAGACGCGAAUCUGGGGUGCUCGAGCACGGGGGGGGUCGAUGCAUCGAUGACAUCCGAGGACCCCGAAGGCGGCAGCGGCGGCGGCAGCGGCGGCGACGGCGGCGGCACGACCGGGCCGCUGGGCCCCCUGUCGUUGCUCGAGCUGGCAGAGGCCGUGCUGGAUGCCGUGGGCCCCGAGGCGACCGGAGACGUGCUCGCGGCGUGCCCGCACCUGCUGGAAGGCAUACCCCCCAAGGCAGCCCUAAGCCAGCAGCGAGCCUUGGAGGCUGCGCUGUUGCACCAGGCGACCGCCGCCAUCUGGGCUUCUCGUGGCAGGAGGAGAACAACGGCCACGGGGGCUGGCAACAAGGGAGGCAGCAGCGAUGCGAGCCCGCUCGGCCCAAGGCUAGCGUGGCUGGCCUGCGAGGAGCUCACGUCCUUCUUCCAGGACAACGCCAACAGCGCGAGUGCUAGCCCUAACGCCCGCCUUCUUGGCGGCGAACCGGGAUCGGCGGGCCCUUCUUGUGCGGAAUCCCCGCCUGGACUACAGCACCAUCACCGCGCGACCACGGAUGUGUUUGCCGCCGGCGUCGGCGGCGAUAACCUAUCGCGCGUUUUUAGCGGUUUCGGCGGGAACGACGACGGGUUAUUCCGGUCGCUGCGACGGAAGGAACCGGGGAGCGUCAGCCAGGGUUUGGUGGCGACGAUGGGUGUUAACCUCGACCUUAACCUCGUGCUGCCAGGAAACGCGCACCGCGGCGCCGCCUUCAACCCGGCCUCUCCGUGCGGGUUCUGCGGCCUCGCUCUCUCCGGGGGGGCCGUGGCUUGCGAUGGCGGUGGUGAAGGAGAGGGCAAGCUCGUCUUGUGUGCAUGCGGCCGCGGCAUCCACUCGAGAUGCCUGGCGGCGGCGGGGUGGGAUAGCGGCCGGUGGUACGAGGCGGGGUCGAUGUUGGUGUUGCCGUGUCCACAGUGCGCGUAGAGGUUUAGAGAUACUGAGUUGGAACGUGUGUGUUUAUGUAACCCCAACACUUUUAUUUCGUUGCAUUGUAGGUAUUUUAUGCUGGAGGCCUACAUGGUACCGGUAACAGAAUCAAGUUGGUCCGAGGCAGGACGUCGCUACUACUCGCCCAUCAGUUUUUCGUGAGCUGUGUUGUUUUCCUGGUAGUAGCCGUUUGGAAGGAGAGGGUCCGCAGUUGACGUUGCGACUGCCCUUUCUUGUCCCUCGUUGGCUUGCGUUUUCGUGGCGAAUGCUCGUGUGGUGCAGUCAAAGACUUGUUUUUCGUGCCUGUUCCUCUGUGUCGUGCAGCCAAGCAUCUCAGCCAAGGGUAUUCACCAAGUACCCUUUACGUGGUCGUGUACCAAUAUGUUUCGUUUCAUGAGGUUGUCCUGUUGUUCGAGGACAGAUGGCCCUAGUGUUGGUGAUGUGAUGUGCGCCUUUUUCCGUGGUGUGUGAUUGUCUCUUCCAGUCUCUUUUUUAGCUGACUACGGCUGCCGUGUGGUUCUGUGUUACAUGCCCUUCUCGCUUGGUUUUGCUACCGCUAAUAUAGACCGAUACACUAUAUGUCUUGAUCGAGUUGUGCACCACGCCGAAGCUUGAGCUACCAUGUUUAUUUUUUUGUGAAGGGAUUUGUUGCAGCUGCUCAUGCCUCUUUCCGUUGAUGUUCUGGCUAUGUUACGCUGGUUUGAUGAGAGAUAGAAAAUGGGCAGAAGAGAGACAAAUCUCGACCUGAAACUCCAAGUAUUGCUGUGCACAUUUACCUGGUACCAUGUUUUUAAGUGCUCACUAUACAGGUAGUCACGGUUCAAUUAAUGUUUGUCUUUGUCUUGUCGAUCUGUGGGUUGCGUUGUGCGUCUGCGCGAAGGGGGAACACGUGUAGACUACUGUACGUUGGUUUCCUUAGAUUUUGUAUUCUUGACUUGAGUGCUCCCGAUUCCGUCGUCGUUUCACCCUUUGCCGCUGUUACUUGCUUAGUUGCCACGGUAGGUGAAACGAUAAUCUUACCACUUGCGAGACUAAACUGCGCAGUCUUGCAGAAUUUUUGCGCGUUUGUGGUGGUGGAAAUUUGGUGGAAAUUGUUUUUCUGGGCCCUUUUUUUUCUUUACUUUAUGUGAUCGAUGAUCAUGUUGGUGUACAAGUGGCGAGCGAGCCGCUGAAACUCUUGAUACACGUACAUGAGGGCCGAUGAAGAGAAGCCGCUCUCCAGAACGAGCGUCUUCGGCAAGUGUGCCGUGGAAUC
This is a messenger RNA of Ectocarpus sp. CCAP 1310/34, 5280 nucleotides long. The record is from the annotation of a GenBank genome assembly. NCBI's taxonomy places the organism in Eukaryota, Phaeophyceae, Ectocarpales, Ectocarpaceae.